Messenger RNA from Jatropha curcas, 3881 nucleotides. RefSeq names its product disease resistance protein RPV1. The record is from RefSeq and is a predicted model, not a curated record. Gene Ontology annotation, molecular function: ADP binding; protein binding. Gene Ontology annotation, biological process: signal transduction; defense response. NCBI's taxonomy places the organism in Eukaryota, Viridiplantae, Streptophyta, Magnoliopsida, Malpighiales, Euphorbiaceae.
CUGUUGGCGUUUUAUUUAUAUGUUCGCAUUUCUCCUUCUCUAAACAUAUAAUCUUGAAGCUUUCAAGUGUAUUUUAGUUUCUUUAAUGGAACCAUCAGCUCCAUUUACUACUUACCAUGUCUUCUUGAGUUUUAGAGGUGGAGACACCCGUAAGAACUUCACUGAUCAUCUCUACACAGCUCUGGUUCAACAAGGAAUCCAUACAUUCCGCGAUGAUGAUGAAAUCCAAAGAGGAGAGAAUAUUGAAAUGGAAAUUCAAAGAGCAAUAAGAGAGUCAAAGCUAUCAAUAAUUGUUCUUUCAAGAGAUUAUGCUUCUUCAAGAUGGUGUCUUGAUGAGCUUGCAAUGAUAAUGGAACGCAGAAGAGUUGUUGGGCAUGUCGUGGUGCCUGUUUUUUAUGAUGUGGAUCCUAAACAAGUUAGAGACCAGACUGGAAGCUAUGGUGAAGCUUUUGCUAGGCAUGAGAAGAACUUCAAGAAGGAGGAGAUGGAGAAUUGGAGGGAAGCAUUAAGACAAGCUGCAGAUCUUGGAGGGAUGGUUUUACAAGAUGGGUAUGAGUCUCAAUUUAUUCAAAACAUUGUUAGAGAGGUUGAGAACAAAUUGAGUAGAACAGUGCUUAAUGUUGAUCCCUAUUUAGUUGGAAUGGAUUCUCGCAUAGCACGCAUUAACCGGUGGUUGCAAGAUGUAUCAGAUGAUGUUGAAAUAGCUGCAAUAUAUGGGAUUGGUGGCAUUGGCAAGACAACAAUUGCCAAAAUAGUUUAUAACCUUAACUUCAACAGAUUUGAAGCAAGAAGCUUUCUUGCAAAUGUCAGAGAAAUUUCAGAACAACCUAAUGGUCUGGUUCGACUGCAGAAGCAACUUCUUUCUGAUAUAGUAAAAGGAAAAACAAGCAAAAUAUAUAAUGUUGAUGAAGGAAGUAUCAUGAUCAGGAAUGCUUUGUGUCGCAAAAAAAUACUUCUUGUUGUAGAUGAUGUGGAUGAUGCAGAUCAAUUUAAUACAGUAAUUGGUAUGCGAGAAUGGUUUUAUCCAGGAAGCAAAAUUAUAAUAACAACAAGGCGUGAACGUCUAUUAAAGUUUGUUUUGAACUUUGAAGUUGAAGAAUUGGAUAACAAAGAAUCACUUAAGCUUUUCAGUUGGCAUGUUUUUGGUCAAGAUCAGCCUGCAAAUGGUUACCAAAAUUAUUCUGAAAAUGUAGUGAAUCAUUGCGGUGGACUUCCAUUAGCUCUUCGAGUUUUGGGUUCUUCUUUAUCUGGGAAAAGUAUAUCAGUAUGGGAAAGUGCAUUGCAGAAGUUGGAAAAAAUUGCAGACAGUAAAAUUCAGCAGAUUCUUAGAAUAAGCUUUGAUUCUCUCCAGGAUGAUCACGACAAAAGCUUAUUUCUCGACAUAGCUUGCUUUUUCACUAGAAUGGAUAUAGGCUAUGCUGUUAGAAUACUAAAUGGCUGUGAGUUUCAUACUAUCGUUGGCAUUCAAAAUCUCAUUAAUAGAUGUCUGAUAACUAUUAGUGAAGAAAACAAGUUGAUGAUGCAUCAAUUACUUAGAGACAUGGGACGGGAAAUUGUUCGCCAAGAAUCCCCUGAUGAUCCUGGAAAACGUAGCAGACUUUGGGAUCCUGUGGAUGCAACUAAUGUAUUGCUACAAAAUACAGGCACAGAAUCAAUUAGAGGACUUAGCCUCAACCUACCGGCAUUGACAGAAGACAAGCACGCGGGGAAAAAUGCUACCACAGAUUAUGAUGAUGAAAACACUAAGGGAAAAUUGAUGCUACUUGAUGAAGAAAAUUAUUCAAAAAGGCGUCGUCUUACCAUAUUCUCUUGGCAAGCAGAAAGCAAUAGAACAAUUAGUUCUUUUUCUACUAAGCCGUUCAAGAAAAUGGUGAGAUUAAAAUUGCUCAAUCUCAAUCAUGCACAGCUUAGUAAAGGCUACAAGGAAUUUCCUAGAAGUUUAGUAUGGUUGUGUUGGCGUGGAUUCGCCUCAAACUCUGUACCAGUCGAUUUGUGCCUCGACAAGCUGGUUGCUCUUGACAUGCGCAAUAGCAAACUAAAAUAUCUUUGGAACGGAAUCAAGUUUCUAGUAGAGUUGAAAGUACUUAACCUUGGCCAUUCUCAUGCGCUUGUUAGAACCCCCAACUUUAGAGGACUUCCUAAUCUCGAGAAACUGGUGCUUAAAGAUUGCAUAAGCUUGGUUGAUAUUGAUGAAUCCAUUGGAAACCUACAGAAGCUUAUAAUACUGAAUUUAAAAGAUUGCAAAAGCCUCAAGAAGCUUCCACUAGAAAUUACCAUUUUGACAUUUCUUGAAGAACUUGUCAUUUCUGGUUGCUCAAAUCUUUUUGAGCUACCAAAGGAGCUUGUGAAGUUGCAAUCAUUAAAAAUACUGCACGCAGACGGCAUUGCCAUAAAUCAAGGAAAAUCCAGCAAUAAAGAUUUGAAUGAAAAUCUGUCAUUGUGGCGUUCAACUUCUUGGUCUUGGCUGUUACAGAAAAGAUGGGCAAAAUCAAACAAUUUUUCACUAGCAUUUUUACCAAGAUUUUUAAUAAGUUUAAGUCUUGCAGAGUGCAGAAUAUCAGAUAAUGUUAUUCCUGAAGAUCUUAACUGCCUACCUUCUUUAGAGUACUUAAACCUAAGUGGAAACCCAAUCCAUUGCCUUCCAGAGAGCAUUAACAGCCUUGUUAUGCUUGAUUCCCUCGUAUUAGACCGAUGCACAAGCCUACAUUCCCUUCCUGAGCUUCCAACAAGUUUGAACUCCUUGAAGCUAGAAGACUGCACAUCAUUGGAAAGAAUUACAAAUCUGCCAAACUUGUUGAAAUCAUUAAACCUGGAAAUUUUUGGUUGCGAUAAACUGGUUGAGGUUCAAGGCUUAUUCAGAUUAGAACCAGUAGGAAACAUCAACAAAGAAAUACUUAAGGAUAUGGGGUUAAUCGAUUUGGAAUCUUUGAAAGAAAUUGAAGUGGAAAUAUCAAAUGCUUUGGCAUGCACAGAAAUGAAGACAAAUAUUCAGGUACUGCAUGAAUGUGGAAUAUUCAGUGUAUUUCUUCCUGGGAAUAGAGUUCCAGAGUGGUUUAACCUAAAAAGUGAGAGUCCUGCAAUAUCUUUUGAUAUCCAAGCAGUCUCUGGUCAAAAAAUCAAAGGCUUGAGUUUAUGUGUAGCAUACAGCAAUCGUGGAGAUGGUGGAUAUAUAGAUGACAAUUGCAUUAAAACCAACAACAAAACCAAAGGUGUAAAAUGGACAUACAGCCCAAACUUCUAUGGGAUUCCAAAACCCUAUGAAGAUAUGCUAUGGUUAAGCUACUGGACAUUAGGAGAUCAGCUGGAAGGUGAUGAUGAAGUACAUAUUUUAGUGGAAAUGGCAUCUGGUUUACAUGUAAAAGAAUGUGGGGUUCGCCUUAUAUAUCAGCGAGAAGAAGAAAAUGGUGCCCCCGAAAUAGUUCAAAGCAGAAGCAGCUCUCCUUGGUAUCUAACCAUCAGCGAUGCAGAUAUGUUAGUAUAUGAGCUGGGAACAAACUCAUAUUUCCUGUGCCAUCAUAAAUUUCAAACACAUCAAGGAUCAGGAAGAUAUGACUGGGAUGAUAUGAGUGGGUAUGAGUAUUUGUUUGAGGAGAAAAAAGAGGAUUACUUCAAAACUGAUUAUUACACAGAUGACGACAAAGACGAAGACUUCGUAACUGACAACUACACAGACUGAGUUUUCUUUACUUGAACCAUUCUUGCAUCUGCACUUUCAUGUCAAUGUUAAAUUGGGGCAAAUGCAGAUUUUCAUUUAGAGAGGGACCCUUGUUAUCACCAUCCAUUACUUGAAUCUUCUCUCUCAUUUUUGCCUAUAUAUAUAUAAUCAUAUAUAUAACAAUACUUGUAACAUCAAUCAGUGCAAAAUUUGCCUUGGGCACUCA